Messenger RNA from Centropristis striata (black sea bass), 4401 nucleotides. RefSeq names its product fibulin-2-like. Gene Ontology annotation, cellular component: extracellular region. The transcript has 17 exons. NCBI's taxonomy places the organism in Eukaryota, Metazoa, Chordata, Actinopteri, Perciformes, Serranidae. The coding region runs from base 177 to 3806 and encodes 1209 amino acids. The record is from RefSeq and is a predicted model, not a curated record. Gene Ontology annotation, molecular function: calcium ion binding.
CACAAACUUUACGCACAAGUUUCCUUUAGAAGCACAGCAGCGCAGCAGGGUCACAGACGCAAGGCUAAAAGACACUAAAUUCUUUCUCAUCUGGGAUCAAAUCUAGCCUGAAGACACACUUACUUUGAAGAACUGACUGAAAAUAUUCAAAUUUUUGUACUUUUUUUUAAUGCAAAAUGAACAUUCAGAAGGCAACGUUGUUUUUAUGCUGGAUGAUUCUGUGCAUGGACACCUGUCUGAGCCAGAGAGACUGCACAGGUGUGGACUGUCCAGCUGUGCAGGGCUGCAUCGAGACCACUUUAGAGACGGGCGCCUGUUGUCCCACCUGUAAACAAAAGGGCUGCACCUGCGAGGGUUACCAGUACUACGACUGCAUCCAAGCAGGCUUCCGGAAAGGGAAAGUCCCAGAGGGGGAAUCUUACUUUGUGGAUUUUGGAAGCACUGAAUGCUCCUGUCCCCAGGGAGGAGGGAAGAUCAGCUGUCAUUUUAUUCCAUGCCCUGAAAUUUCCCCCAACUGCAUUGAUAUUUUACAACCUGCGGAUGGAUGUCCCCAAUGUGGGCGAAUUGGCUGCACCCACGGCACCAAGAAGUACGAGGCAGGACACUCCUUUCAGAUGGACCAGUGUCGAGUUUGCCACUGUCCAAAUGACGGUGGAAGGUUAAUGUGUUCACCUAUACCCGGUUGUGACUCCCGCAGUUCCAAUAAACCCAUGUGGGCUACCACUACUGAGAACAACAACCCUUUGAGAGACAUUAGCAGCCGUUAUGACAACCGACAAACCAGUCCUGUAGAACCAUUUUCCAAGCUGGCACUGGGAAACACUUUACCACUGUAUAAGCAGGACCCACCCAGUUUUGGCACAGGGGAUUAUGACUACACACUGGCAGGGCCCACGUCUUCCACGAUCCAAGAUCUGGCCCCACCACUGGAAUCUACUACAGCACAACCAGCGGCUUACCCAGAGUCCAGCUCCUCAUCCUUCAGCUUCCAUGAUGACAGGAGACAGGAGCUGAGGGAGACACAAGAAAGCUCUGAUUCAGAGAGGAACAGUGAGGCUGAGGUCACACAAAACAUGGAUCCAACAACCACAGGGCCUCAAAGCGAAACAUCAACAUCGCUCACAGCAACCACACAGAGAGUGACCACAGAGAACCACAGGCCACAGCAGGAAACUGGUGAGAGGACCAUUAGACAUAACGGUGGUAAGAACAGAGUAGUGGCACAUGACACAAACACAAACACAAACACCGGCCGGGCAAACAACCGGGUCAGGCACUUUGGACAUCGCAAACAUAGUCAAGGCAGUCGCACGGGAAGUCAUGGCGGUUCCCAUUCUGGCGGCCAUAAGGAACAAGAGAAAGUGCCAGUGGAGUACAGGCAGCCGCUGGGGAAAGAGGAGCAGACCUCGUAUCCCACAGUUCAGUUCAGUCCCACCAGCAGAGCUCCAGUCAGGAUGAGGGAGGAUGGAGAGCAGAGACAACCUCAAACCCUCCACAACUACCAGACCCGGGACAUGGAGGGAGACGCUGAAGUGUCUGCCAAGGAGCUGGUGAAGACCUGCUGUGAGACAGGGGAGAAAUGGGCUUCAGCUAAUGGUCACUGCAACAACAUGGAGCCACCCAUAAAAGAUAGGCACUCCAUCUGCUGGACUGCCCAACAACAGUGCUGCCGCGGUUCCCUGAGAGAAAGUCGGUGUUUGGCUGGAAUGAAUGCAGCAAGAGCAGGAAAUAUGUGUCAAGAGGAUGCCAGCGAUAAAUGUGGGAUCGAUUCCUACAAGGAGUGCUGUGACUGCUGCUCUCUGGGGCUGCAGCUCCGCCGUGAGGGGCAUCGCUGUGAAGCCCACCAGCACCUGGGCUUCCACUGCAGCAACCUCUUUUUAACCUGCUGUGAGGGGGAGAAGAGCAUGGCUGGGAGUCAAGACAGCUGGCAGUCUGUCAGAGAGAAGCCUGCUCUCAGUCCCACUACACCACCAAAAAAAGUGUCUGACAGCCCGUAUCCUAAAGAGGCCUUCUCCAUUGGCGAGGAGAGGGAUGGAGGGAAUGCAGCGGAGGGUCCCGUUGAGGUGGAUGACAUGGAUGAGUGCCUGAUACAUCAGGGCAACAUCUGCCACCACAGAUGUAUCAACACGCCAGGCUCUUUCCGCUGUGAGUGCUUCCCUGGAUACGUGCUGCAAGAGGACGCUUUCCAUUGUGCACAAGAGCCGUUGGAAGAGGAGAACAGACUGAAGGAGGAUGACAGAGCAGCAGCUGAGCCCACUUCACCGCUUCCGCCCCCCACACGGCCCCCCGUGCCACUCAACCCCUGUGAAGGAAACGGCCCGUGUGAGCAACACUGCACCUCGGUGGGAGGAAGGCCACAAUGCUCCUGUUUGCCAGGAUUCUCCCUGAUGGCUGAUGGACGCUCCUGCGAGGACAUAAAUGAGUGUUUGUCCAUGAGUGCCUGCCAGCUGAGUGAGCGCUGCGUGAACACUGCUGGGAGUUUUGUCUGUCAGAGACUGAUCACCUGUCCCCCAGGAUACCAGAUCAACGGAGACAUUUGUGAAGAUAUCGACGAGUGUGUGCAUCAGAGUCAUAACUGUGGGCUCGGCUUCGAGUGUGUGAACACACAGGGCUCGUUCAGGUGCAACCCCAAACCUCGAUGUGCUGCUGGCUUUAACCAAGACACACAAGGCAACUGUAUAGACAUUGAUGAGUGUGGCACUUCGGCCCAGCCGUGCAGCCUGGGAUUUAACUGCAUCAACACAGUGGGAUCCUACAUUUGCCAGAGGAAGUUGAUAUGUAGCCGGGGCUAUCAUUCCAGUCCUGAUGGAUCCAGGUGUAUUGAUGUGGACGAGUGUCAGAGCAGUCUGCAUCGAUGUGGAGAGGGCCAGCUGUGCCACAAUCUGCCUGGUUCCUAUCGUUGUGAAUGCCAGACAGGCUAUCAGUAUGAUUCAUUCAGGAGGAUGUGUGUAGAUGUAAAUGAGUGCUGGCGCUACCCAGGCCGCCUGUGUGCCCAGACCUGUGAGAACACCCCAGGCUCCUACGAAUGCUCGUGUACCUCUGGCUUCCGCUUAUCCGGCGAUGGCAAGAACUGUGAAGAUGUGAAUGAGUGUUUGGCCAGCCCAUGCAGUCAGGAGUGUGCCAACAUCUAUGGUUCCUACCAGUGCUACUGCAGACAGGGCUACUACCUGAGGGAGGAUGGACACACCUGUGAAGACAUCGACGAGUGCUCUCAAAGCAUCGGCCAUCUGUGCACCUACAAGUGUGUGAACGUUCCCGGCAGUUACCAGUGUGCUUGUCCCGAAUAUGGAUACACCAUGUCUCCAAAUGGACGCUCCUGCAGAGAUAUCGAUGAGUGUGCCACUGGGGCUCAUAACUGCUCACUGGCGGAGACCUGCUACAACAUCCAGGGAGGCUACCGCUGCCUUUCCCUCGACUGCCCACCAAACUACAGAAAAGUGUCUGACACGCGCUGUGAGCGGAUCACCUGUCCGAACUACCUGGAGUGUCAGAACUCUCCUCUGAGAAUCACCUACUAUUACCUCAGCUUCCAGUCCAACAUCGUCAUCCCCGCCCAGAUCUUCCGCAUCGGACCGUCUCCCGCCUACUCCGGAGACAACGUCAUCGUCACCAUCACGCAGGGAAAUGAGGAAAACUACUUCAGCACCCGCAAACUGAACGCCUACACUGGCGCUGUGUACUUAAACCGACAGGUCGAGGGUCCGAGAGAUUUCCUAGUUAAUGUGGAGAUGAAGCUUUGGAGACAGGGGACGUUUACCACUUUCCAGGCCAAGAUCUUCGUCUUCAUCACAGCUAACUCACUUUAACAGCUCGAGAUGUGCUGUGGCCACUAAGGACCUUUUUUAUUAUCACUAUUUAACAUUGUCAUAAAGGAUACCACUGUCUGUCAUCAUCGGUUUGAGUAGUUACUCUGCGUCCAGUUGAAGUUAAUAUAACAAUGUUGCUGUAAGCAACCUGGUCUCACAGAAAUCUGUGAAAUAGCCACAGAUUUCGCUUAACUCAAAAUCCGUGGAAUAGCCACGGAAUCGCUCAAAUUUCCGUAAAACUGACACAGAUUUCGCUACAAUGCAAGUUAAUGACAGUCAUAUUUUUCCGGCGAGAUCUUCACCACAAAGUGAUUAUGUACAUUCACUGAGUGAAGAUUUAGAAAAUAAAACAUAUAUUUCUCGCUAGAAAUGUGAUCAAAAUCCAUUUUUAUGCAGAAAUUCCAACUAAACUUCUGCAUGUAAGUCAUGUGGAGCACGUUAGCAUGGUGCCAUUAGCAUUUAGCUCAAAGCACUGUCAUGCCCAAGUACAGGCAGAGCUGAUAGUGUGGCUGUAGUCUUUUUCACUAUAUCAUUCACCAACAUGAUCUCACAGAAAUCCGUGAAAUAGCCACGGAUUUCGCUUAACUCAAAAUCC